Molecule: messenger RNA, 1179 nt
Organism: Naegleria lovaniensis
Lineage: Eukaryota; Heterolobosea; Eutetramitea; Acrasida; Naegleriidae
Exons: 2
Coding region: 1-1179 (392 amino acids)
Biological process (GO): proteasome-mediated ubiquitin-dependent protein catabolic process; protein polyubiquitination
Molecular function (GO): ubiquitin protein ligase activity; protein binding
Source: RefSeq, a predicted model, not a curated record
AUGCUCAACAACAACUCUUUGGAAGGCAUGAAGGAUCAUGAUGAUCAAGGAUCCGAUCAACCGCAUGAGACCAACCACAACAUGGAUACCAUCAAUACCGAAGAUAUGAACCAAGAACAAGUAAUAAACGAUACGGAUUGCUCAUCCAUCAGUGAUGAUGAAUUAUUGGAUAUGGAUACCGACUGGUCCAAUCACAAUGAUCAUCAUGAAGAUCAUGAAGAAUCAUUGUAUCAAGAUCAACAUCCACGAAGAUAUAUUCAAAAAUUUAUAUUAGGAAAUAAUAGAUCUGAAUUUUACCAUCCCUAUGAUAUGGUCGUGGAUCAACAUCAAGAAUUGAUUUUUAUUUGUGAUUCUGGACAUCACGCCAUUCAAGUAUAUGAUCUGUCCACUUACAAGUUUUUGAAAAGUAUUGACCUUGCAAGUGAUACUCCGUUUUAUAUUGAUUAUGAUCCUAUAGAAUCUGCAAUUGUUUUUGGAAGUAAUAGCCACUGUUUGUACAAGUAUUCAGUGUUUGGCAAGUUGAUUUGGAAAGUAGGAAAAUAUGGAGAUGGUAAUGGAGAGUUUUCACUGCCAUCAGGAGUGUAUAUUGACAGCAAAGAGAAAUUAAUUUAUUUAUGUGAUCAAGACAACCAUAGAAUUCAGGUACUGAACUCUCAUGGAGAGUAUGUUCGCCAAUUUGGAGUGUAUGGCCGUGCACCUGGGCAAUUCAAUGGCCCUCGUAAUAUUACAGCCUCUCUCGAUGGACAAUUAAUCAUCACUGAUCGAAACAAUCAUCGUGUGCAAAUUUUCACAAAGAAUGGUCAAUUUGUGAAAACAUUUGGAAGUUACGGUUGUGGUCAUGGUCAAUUUAAUGAACCAUGUUCAGUGUUGGUGGAACCGAAAACUGGUAAUAUCUAUGUGAGUGAUUCAUUUAAUGAUAGAAUUCAGGUUUUCAGCUCUAAUGGAGAUUAUAUUGAAUGUAUUGAGGGUGGAUUGGAUUAUCCUUUGGGAAUUUCUCUGAAUGCCAAAAACGGAGACUUGCUGGUCUCAGAAUAUUCAAGAUGCCGAGUCGUAAUUUUGAAAGAUACCAAAUUUGAAUCGAGAAUGGAAGAACAUUUUAAGAGACAAAUGCUGUAUUGUGUGAAGAAUCUCAAUAACGAUAUUGACAUUGUAAGCCAAAUUUUGGAGAAGGAAGAGUAG